CUACUAGCCACCGGUCGGCUACUCCAGCAAGAGUCCAAAUAAAACUAAAUGUAACAAGGCUUUCGAACACCCUGUCAGGAUGCGAGUCAUAGGCCUCACAGGCUCGAUCGCCACAGGCAAAUCGACAUGUUCUCAGACGCUCUCCAGCCCGCCCUACUCGCUCCCCUUGAUCGAUGCGGACCUCCUCGCACGCAAAGCCGUCGAACCAGGCACGUGGGGUUACCGGCGCAUCGUCGCGACCUUUGGCCCGACGACCCCCGACCUCCUACUGCCCGCCUCUGACCCUCAAUGUGGCGGGAAGGAAGACGGGCCUGCGGGGAAAGGUAGACCAUUGAACAGACCUGCCUUGGGCAGACGAGUGUUCGGCAACGGCGAGGAGAGAGUGGCGGACAGGAAGAAGCUCAACGCCAUCGUACAUCCUGCCGUGCGGUUCUACAUGGCACGCGCUAUGCUAUAUUACUACCUCUUGGGCCAUUGGGCGGUGGUGCUUGAUGUUCCUCUCCUCUUCGAGUCAGGAUUGGACAUCUUCUGCAGCACCGUCGUCGUCGUGGCCGUGUCAGACCCCAAGAUACAGAUGCAGCGUCUGAGAGAACGAGAUCCACAUUUGUCCCCGGAGGACGCUGAGAACAGGGUGAAGAGCCAGGUAGACGUGCGCGAGAAGGCGACAAGAUGUGAGUACCGGAACAACGGGAACAAAACAGCAAACAAGGGAUACGUGCUGUACAACGAUGGUACCAGGGACGACUUGAAUCUUCAGAUUGCGACCGUUAUGGGGAAGAUUCGCUCAAAAAGCCCUCGAUGGUGGAGUCUUUUGCUUCUGAUUUGCCCUCCACUAAUGGCAACUGUAGCCUCCUGGGAGGUUCUGCGGAACUGGUGGCUGCGCAAGAAGACAAUUCAAGAGAGAGGAGCAGAGCUAGCGAAGACGAAAGUGUGAAGUGGUUUAAAUCCUUACUCAGACAUAGAUGAUUCGAGAACCUCCCGUGUCAAAAGCAGAAUUCUUGCCGGAAGAUACCACAUCUAUUACUCCAGAUACAAAGGCCAUCUUGAAUCUAACCACCAUAAUCCAGUAGCGAUGGCAAACCCACAUGCCAUGCGCAUCGCCUCUACAACAAAUUAUCAAACUCCGGAUUGACCCAGAAGGGCGUACCGGUUUUAGAUCUUAUCGUCGGACCAUACUUGUGCAGCAAUCCAAAUACAGGCAUGGCUCCGAAGAACACGAUAAUGCCCUGGGCCGCGAAGCACCAGGUCCAGCCUGAACCAGCUUGCCAGGGAGCUAUAAAGAACUAUGAAAAUGAUAAGUCAGAAUAUGUGGUUCGUAAACGAAGGAAGACGAGGUGGUGGACAUACCGGAUCGAUAAAUGCCGACAGGUUGAGCAAAACGGCAUAGAAAGUGACCAUGCUCAUGCUUUGCAAUGGAUAGCAAUCCACGAUAUAAGCACAAACGACUGUAUUGCCCAUCUGAAUACCCGCUGCGAACAAGAAGAAAGCAACUUGCCCGACUAUCCAGUGGUAACCAUUAUCGACACUGAUACCCCAUACGAUCAAGCCAAUCGAGCUGAGCAGGCCGGCCGGAUAAAUAAGCCAGAGACGCAUCUCAGGCACGCGGACGCCGCCAUUGCGUUUAGCUAGACGAGAGCAGACGAUAUCGCUGAGGUAGCCCCCUAGGAAGACUUCGGCAAAGAGAGUACCGAGGAGAAGGCCAAUAAAUAGGAGACCCUGGAUCUGCGGCUUGUAAUUGGGAUACGCAGCUGGUAGCAUGGUGAUGACGCUAAGUAUCCACCAAUACCACAAGAAGCAGUAUGCGAAGACGGGGAGGAAUGCCGCCAUAAAUCUGAAGGUCAACACGAAACGAAGCGUUGCGUCGUAGAUCGCUGGAUGCCGCAUACCCGGGAGCGGCUUGUGAUUGAAAUAUGGAAGCUUCUUGGUGCGAGGAAGAGCGACGGUUGCAGCGUCGCUCCGUCUGCGAGCAACUUUCUCGAUGUCCACGCCUGAUUCCUCGGAUUCGGUAGCCAUAGGGAGCCGAGACAGCAUAUGGUUUCGGGGGUAGAGUGUCUCGGGCAUGAAUAAAACCUCAAGGAUAAGCAACACCCCGAAGAAGAUGGCAGUCAACCAUUGGACCCAUGCAGGGGAGACGAUGUUCAUGAAGCCACCGAUUAUUGGACCAACAAGCAGGCCGCUGUCAAUGGCUAGAACCCAUAACCCAGUUUUCUGGCCUCUUUGGUGCUCGUAGAACAUGUCGUUGAUGGCAGCAAGCCCCACUGUGGAAGCUGGAGAAACCCCAAAGCCUUGGAAGAAACGCGCAGCCAUAUAGCCUCCAUAAUUUGGUGCUUUGGCAGCGCCGAUGGUGGCAGCAAGUGCCAUCAAGGUUCCAAAGAUGAAGACAAUUCGACGGCCAAAGAUAUCGGCGAGGGAUGAGAAGAUUAGAGGACCAACAGCGAGCCCGAGUGCAGGAAUUGCGACCGUCCAGUUGACUUGCGAAUAGGAGAUGUUGAACUGUUCCUGCAGUUCUGGAAAGCUGGCGACCGUUGUUGUGGUCAGGUAGGUGAAUAAGAAGUACCUGCGCGCCGUUAGAACACUGCGAUCACAGCUGUGGGGCAAGAUGUUGCGACGAACUUCAACAUAAUGAUGGCAAGAAUGGAAUGCUUUUGAAAGCUGCUCCAAUUGAGAGGGUCCAGAGGGUCACUUGUCGGUUGUGGGUGAAGACGGAUGCCAUCUUUCAUCACCAGAUGUUCUGCUGCGGGCGGAAACGGUGCCAUAGUACUCUGGUCGACCUGCACGGGCAUCGGGGAUUGAAGAACCUGAUCAUCUUCAGGGAGCAGUUCUGAUUUCUUCUCCUCCAUGGUAUUCGUUAUUACCGCAAGGAUUGCAAAGUGAUUCGGUUAAGAGAUGGACAAAGGCUGUUUAAAAGCAAGAGGACUGCGCAACUGAAGGGACAGGCAGGAAGUAUAGAAAUCAGCUCAGGCCUGGUAGAUCAGCAUAUGGAGACAAGUGUCUGAUAAACGUGGAGGGACGCCCACCAAGCGGGCUGGUAAUCAACCACGAGACGCAAGAUACAGACCGAUCACAAAAUCCAUUACGAUACAGCUCUGACAAGCUUCUUGCUUGCAUCAGAAUGGGACCAAGUACAUGAUAUCAGCACGACAGGAGAUCCUGCUCCAUCAUAGUGCCUGGGCAACAAUUUGAUGGACGAAUAUGAGGGCAUCAAUGCAAGGCUGGCGUAGCUUGGAUCUGCCAUAGUGCCUGCUAGAGAUCGAUCCUGGGCGGAUGGACAAGGGUAGCGAUUGCCAUUUGAUUCGAGAAUUUGUCCUGUUAGGAGCUCGUUGACGGCUCUGAUAGGGCUGUGAUAAGGAGGAGGAAUCGGAUGGCGUUUGAUCUUGCGGCAGGGAGAAGUCGAGUCUCGGUAGUGCUUCAUACACAGCACGGAGGAGUCCACAAGUCUCUACUGUACUAGGUAGGUACCUAAGGUAAGGUACUCGUAUCUACCUGACCUUAUGGAAGCAGACGAAGGAUACCCCAAGCCUCAAUACGGUAAUUUUCGCCAAAGCACCGACUUUUGGCUGUACGGAUAUGUUUUUCGUAUUGCGGAUUACCGGUAAUGUAUAUUACGAGCAAAGAUGAAUAACUAGAGAGAUAAGAAAAACAACAACCCACUCUUCCAUUGGAUGU
Molecule: messenger RNA, 3666 nt
Organism: Exophiala oligosperma
Lineage: Eukaryota; Fungi; Ascomycota; Eurotiomycetes; Chaetothyriales; Herpotrichiellaceae
Product: dephospho-CoA kinase
Exons: 1
Coding region: 80-934 (284 amino acids)
Biological process (GO): coenzyme A biosynthetic process
Molecular function (GO): dephospho-CoA kinase activity; ATP binding
Source: RefSeq, a predicted model, not a curated record